AUGCGUUGGGGAAAUCUGUCUUUACGUGUGCCAGACCCUACAGACCCUGCUUCUGACAUGGAUUCAUUCGCACAGUCGGAAAGGCAGCAGGUCAAGGGUGUGGAUUCACCUGUUGAACUCUUGGAAACCCCCUUUCCUCAGCGUCGUCGAAAGAGCAACCAGACCGGGUAUUCCAAGCAGGAGAUAUGGACGAGCCGUGCUACGGUGGUGCUCCGUACAGUCGGCCUCAAGCUCUUGCCAGCCCUGACACGAAAUAAAGAGCAUGCAAAAAUUGCAUUGCACAAGAAUCGCUUGAAUGCUUGCAUUCGUUGCUUGGUCCAUAUCGUACCCCUUUCCGGGGCAAUCGCUCUACUCGUAUUGAAUAUGGCGCAGUACUAUAUUUCCUCAAACAUGUUGUCGAGCCGUAUUGUUGCUCUUCAGUUCGUCGCAAAGCUCCAUGAGUUGACCAUGGUUGCAUCCCUUGCAACCACACUGUCGUCCUAUACUCAAUAUUUACUUGCUUCAAAGAGGGGCCUUCCAUUUGGCGCGGCAUUUGCUGGGCUCCAUGUUUUGCAACUCACAUAUCUAUGGUCACCGGAGUUGUGGGGAUCAAUGGCCUCCAAGGUUUAUGGCUGGAGGUUCAAACUGCAAAUGCUAUCUUUGAUAGUCCUUGUCACCGCUCUGAUGGUUAUUGUUGGGCCUGCAAGUGCCGCUACCAUGAUUCCAAGAAGCAUCCUAUAUCCUCGGAACCAGUAUCUUUUUGCUUCCAAUACGACGAGAGAUACAUUAUUCCCGAUCAACUUGACGGCUGCGCUAUAUAACGACCGCUGCAGACCCGAUCUCCGCGCCGCAUCCCCUGCCUUCGAGCAAAUCGAAUCUUGUCCUUGGUCCAUCAAUGGCACUGGCACCUCCUAUAUUCAGUCAUUGGAACCAGUGAUACGCAAUUUGACCAGCGGGGUAUACCUCUCAUCCGACUUCGAGGCUGGCCCUUUGUUCUCCCGUUCCUCAAGCUGGUUGGGCGACAACCUGAUAUCUCCGUGUACAUUUUCGCUGGACUUAAAUAAUACUGACGGCACUGUAUUAGUCUCGACUCAAGCACAGUGGCUACUUCCAUUCGGCAGUGAAACCGCUACCAGGGGUGUAGAUGUCAUCGAGACCGAGAAUUCCAUGGACCCAUAUGCGGAAGUACAGUGUUCUCUUCAGGACUCCGUUGUCUGGGAUCUUAAAAGCAAUCCAGCCGAACUGUACUUCGGUCAAGCUGCCGGGAUUCACAACAUCUCGGACACUCUGACGGAUGCGGAGUAUCAACUCUUACGGAAUCAAGUAGUUGCAAGCAACGGAACGUACAAUGACGCUCUCUUCGUGGAGAUUCCGGAUUCUAAGAAAAUUGGCAUUUUAUUGUUAUCAUCCUCCCGAAAUUGUCCGAAUGGUUACCCAAACCGCUUUAAAGAGGUCUGCAUCACUCCCUGCAGUGCAGAUCUUGGCUGGAUCUCGACAACUGUGCGCUUCGAUGGAUCCACGGUGGCCAGUCGGCGCACUUCCCAACCAGGUGAUAUCUUAUUCCGCUAUGCUCAUGCUGAUAAAGAUUGGUUGGCAAUGGUUAAUCCCAACCUGGAGGGUGCCAACAUGACCGCAUUCAAUUUUCUGAGUUCAAAUCUCUCAACACAGCUCUUCAACCGUGGAGAAGACGGUGCUGUAGUGUUUUCAACCCUAUUAGCCGCAACCCUAUCGAUUACGACGCCUCCACCAUCCCAUUACUACUGGGGAGAUCCGAAAACAUCAACAACGUCGCUUGAAGUGAGCGGUACCACGGCAGAAUCUAUACCGUACUCUGGUGUGAAUGAUCUCCCAUCGCAGUUCAGACAAAUCCUGUACCAGAGAGGAUACGGAUAUGGGCCGGAUAUCCUCGCCGUGAAGCUGUCACUGGCAAUCUUGCUUAUAUAUUGCCUCGUUACAUUGGCACAUAUAUGUAUUUCCAUCUGGUACGGCAUUAGCUCAAUAGCAUGGACCUCUUUCUCGGAAGCCAUCGCACUAGCGAUGAACUCCCCGACUGCUCCGGAACUUCAGAAUACCUGCGCGGGAAUCGCGACCGCAAAUAUUUUCGGAUACAAAGUGCGAAUUGGAUCUAGGACAGCUCCGGGCGAUCUAUCUAAUGGCAUGAGAUCGACUAUGGACGAACAAGAUGUUCCGCACCUUGAGCUACUAUUCCCGUCGCAUGGCUCUCAUGCAAUCGAGAAUGUUCAGUUGAACUGCAAGUAUGGCGCACUGAAAGAGAAGAUUGAUUGA
Messenger RNA from Eremomyces bilateralis CBS 781.70, 2265 nucleotides. RefSeq lists its product as uncharacterized. The record is from RefSeq and is a predicted model, not a curated record. The coding region runs from base 1 to 2265 and encodes 754 amino acids. Lineage: Eukaryota; Fungi; Ascomycota; Dothideomycetes; Eremomycetales; Eremomycetaceae. The transcript is spliced from 3 exons.